Indicator indicator is the source of this 932-nucleotide messenger RNA. It is a transcript of the gene DCUN1D5, whose product is annotated as defective in cullin neddylation 1 domain containing 5. The record is from RefSeq and is a predicted model, not a curated record. Gene Ontology annotation, biological process: protein neddylation; positive regulation of ubiquitin-protein transferase activity. Gene Ontology annotation, cellular component: ubiquitin ligase complex. Lineage: Eukaryota; Metazoa; Chordata; Aves; Piciformes; Indicatoridae. Gene Ontology annotation, molecular function: ubiquitin-like protein binding; cullin family protein binding; ubiquitin conjugating enzyme binding.
AUGCCAGUGAAAAAGAAGAGGAAGUCCUCGGGGUCGGCGGCGGCAGCGGCGGAUGAUGCUGGCCUCAAGAAAUGUAAACUCGGCAGUGAAUCCGAAGGGGUCAGCACAGUCCAAAACAAAUGCAGAUCACAAGCCUCUGGUAAAGUCAUAAGUGGAGAAGAACAUUUUUCAAGCAAAAAGUGCCUGGCUUGGUUUUAUGAAUAUGCAGGUCCUGAUGAAGUUGUGGGUCCUGAAGGAAUGGAAAAGUUUUGUGAAGACAUUGGUGUUGAGCCUGAAAAUAUUAUUAUGUUAGUUUUAGCCUGGAAGCUAGAGGCUGAAAGCAUGGGAUUUUUUACCAAGGAAGAAUGGUUAAAAGGAAUGACCUCAUUACAGUGUGACUGUACAGAAAAAUUACAGAAUAAAUUUGACUUCUUGCGGUCACAAUUAAAUGACAUUUCAUCCUUUAAGAAUAUCUACAGAUACGCCUUUGAUUUUGCAAGGGAUAAAGACCAGCGAAGUCUCGAUAUUGAUACUGCAAAAUCCAUGCUAGCUCUUCUGCUUGGAAGAACUUGGCCACUGUUUUCAGUAUUUUAUCAAUACCUGGAGCAAUCGAAGUAUAGAGUUAUGAACAAGGAUCAGUGGUACAAUGUGCUAGAGUUCAGCAGAACUGUCCAUGCAGAUCUUAGCAACUAUGAUGAAGACGGUGCAUGGCCUGUACUUCUGGAUGAAUUUGUUGAAUGGCAAAAGGUUCGUCAAGCAUCAUAGCGAGAAUUCAAAAGAAAAUGCGAAAGUUUGUUUUUUUUUGUGCCCGUCUGUACACAAACUAAUGAGAAAAAGGAUUGCAUUUUCGUUCUUAAGAAAGACUUUUAAAAUAAUUUUUUUCCUUUUUUAAGGAACUUUUCUUGUUACAUGUGAUAUGGGCAUUGAACCACACCUCUUCUGAGACAUGAAAG